Molecule: messenger RNA, 918 nt
Organism: Cynocephalus volans (Philippine flying lemur)
Lineage: Eukaryota; Metazoa; Chordata; Mammalia; Dermoptera; Cynocephalidae
Product: olfactory receptor 9G1-like
Exons: 1
Coding region: 1-918 (305 amino acids)
Biological process (GO): G protein-coupled receptor signaling pathway; sensory perception of smell
Cellular component (GO): membrane
Molecular function (GO): odorant binding; G protein-coupled receptor activity; olfactory receptor activity
Source: RefSeq, a predicted model, not a curated record
AUGGAGAGGAGCAAUCACACAGUGACUGAGUUCAUCCUGUUGGGCUUCACAACAGACCCUGUGAUGCAGCUAGUCCUGUUUGUGGUGUUCCUUGGCGUGUACUCUGUGACCCUAGCAGGAAAUACCACCCUCAUGAUGUUGAUCUGUAAUGACUCCCAACUCCACACGCCCAUGUAUUUUUUUAUUGGAAAUCUGUCUUUUCUGGAUCUCUGGUAUUCCUCUGUCUACACCCCAAAGAUCCUAGUGACCUGCAUCUCUGAAGACAAAACCAUCUCCUUUGCUGGCUGCCUGUCUCAGUUCUUCUUUUCUGCGGGGCUGGCCUACAGUGAGUGCUACCUGCUGGCUGCCAUGGCUUAUGACCGCUAUGUGGCCAUUUCCAAACCCCUGCUUUAUGCUCAGGCCAUGUCCAUAAAACUACGUGCAUUUUUGGUAGCAGCCUCCUAUCUUGGUGGCUUUAUUAACUCUUCAAUCAUCACCAAAAAAACGUUUUCCUUUAACUUCUGCAGUGACAACGUUAUUGAUGAUUUUUUCUGUGAUUUGCUUCCCCUGGCGAAGCUGGCGUGUGGCAGGAAGGACGGCUACCAGGCCCUGAUGUACUUCCUCCUGGCCUCCAAUGUCAUCACCCCGGCACUGCUCAUACUUGCCUCCUACCUCUUCAUCAUUGUCACCAUCUUGCAGAUCCACUCCACACAGGGCCGCUUCAAAGCCUUCUCCACCUGCUCCUCCCACUUGAUCUCCGUCACCUUGUACUAUGGCUCCAUUCUCUACAUCUACUGUCGCCCCAGAUCUAACUAUUCUUUGGAUAAGGACAAAAUAGUUUCUACAUUUUACACCGUAGUGUUCCCUGUGUUGAAUCCCAUGAUCUACAGCCUGAGGAAUCAGGAUGUGAAAGAGGCUUUGAAUAGACUCCUUAAAUAA